Molecule: messenger RNA, 1264 nt
Organism: Arachis ipaensis
Lineage: Eukaryota; Viridiplantae; Streptophyta; Magnoliopsida; Fabales; Fabaceae
Product: epsin-3
Biological process (GO): endocytosis
Cellular component (GO): endosome; plasma membrane; clathrin vesicle coat
Molecular function (GO): clathrin binding; phospholipid binding
Source: RefSeq, a predicted model, not a curated record
AACAGCUUCUGCAAGUCUUCCUUCUUUUUGGUCAAAUUUCUUGAACCUUUGUUAGGUAUCUCAAGGCACUCUUCUAAACGACAUAACCUUAAAGACAAGAUGCUUUAGGAAAACUUGCCUUUCAAUUAUCUUGUUACCUUUUCCCUCAAUCCUCAUCCUUUCUUAUUCACAAAAUUUAAGCUUAUUCAACCCUUUCAUUACGUAUGCAAAUCCACUUUCAGAAAGGAAAAAAAAAUUACUGCCUUUUGUUAAUGGAGCAGUUGCAUUUCUUACGUAUAUAGAUAAGGAACACGAAAUAUAUAAUAUAAGAAACAAAACAUAAAUUCAUUCUUCAUCACCAUUACCCAAAAAUAUUCAUCCACGGAAGCCUGCAAUUAUGACCUCUCCUCUUAUUCAUGAAAUCAAAAGGCAAGCUUCUCACUUCUUCAAAGAGAAGAUUAAAAGUGCUAGGCUUGUUCUCACAGAUGUUACACCUAUAGAAUUAAUGACAGAAGAAGCCACAAAUGGAAAUCCAUGGCCACCAGAUACUCGUAUCAUGCAAGUGAUUUCACGUGCAGCUUUUGAAGUUGAUGAAUACUAUAGAGUUGUGGAGAUUUUACAUUGCAGAUUGUUGAAAUUUAAUAAAGGCUAUUGGAGAGCCUCAUACAAGGCUCUAAUAUUACUGGAACAUCUUCUAACUCAUGGACCUCUGAGGGUAUUUGAGGAAUUUCAAUGUGAUAUAGAUGCUAUUGAAGAGAUUGGAGAGUUUCAAUACAUUGAUGAAAAAGGGUUCAACUGGGGUUUGAGUGUGAGAAAAUUAUCAGAGAGGAUAUUGAAGCUCUUAAGAAGCAAGGAAUUCUACAAAGAAGAAAGAGCAAGAGCGCGCGAGCUUUCUCGUGGGAUCCAAGGUUUUGGAAGUUUUAACAGACAAAGCUCUGUGAUCGAUGAAGGGAUGAAUGACUUGAGUUCAAAGAUUUAUUAUGGGAGGUGUAAUUCUAACUAUGAAGAAUAUGGUUUUGCAAGCUUUGGAAGGGAACAGAAUGCUUUGGAUGGAAACAAAAGAGAUAACCAAGUUCAUGAAAACAAGGAUUCAAAGCUCCUAGAAGAUAACAUGAAAGAACACCCUUUUAUUAUGGAUCAAGAGAAACUCACUUCAGCAUCCUUGCUUUCUAUUGUACAAUAAUAUAAUGCUAGUUGUAAUUUGAUUUUGUAGCCCUUGACAUGAUUGUAAAUAGUUAUGGUUUUAAUGGAAUGUUUCUACCAAUGUUGAGGUAUCUGAUUGAGA